Molecule: messenger RNA, 2149 nt
Organism: Pipistrellus kuhlii (Kuhl's pipistrelle)
Lineage: Eukaryota; Metazoa; Chordata; Mammalia; Chiroptera; Vespertilionidae
Gene: ZBTB12
Product: zinc finger and BTB domain containing 12
Exons: 2
Coding region: 200-1582 (460 amino acids)
Biological process (GO): regulation of transcription by RNA polymerase II
Molecular function (GO): DNA-binding transcription factor activity, RNA polymerase II-specific; RNA polymerase II cis-regulatory region sequence-specific DNA binding; protein binding
Source: RefSeq, a predicted model, not a curated record
GCCCGAGCCCUCGGCACGAGCCGCCCCCGCCCCUCCGCCGCCGCCCACGCGGAACCGGUCCGCGCGCCCCGUGCACCCGCGCCUGCGCGCUGCCCGGCCCGGCCCAAGCGUGGGGGCGCCGGCGGCCCCGGGGGGUGGGGAAGGAGGGGGGCAAAAACACAGCCCGCGGACCAGGGCCAGGGUUGCCCACCCCGCCACAAUGGCCUCUGGGGUGGAAGUCCUGCGCUUCCAGCUGCCGGGCCACGAGGCUGCCACGCUGCGGAACAUGAACCAGCUCCGCGCCGAGGAGCGGUUCUGCGACGUGACCAUUGUGGCCGACAGCCUCAAGUUCCGCGGCCACAAGGUCAUCCUGGCCGCCUGCUCCCCCUUCCUGCGGGACCAGUUCCUGCUGAACCCCAGCUCCGAGCUGCAGGUCUCGCUUAUGCACAGCGCGCGCAUCGUGGCCGACCUGCUGCUGUCCUGCUACACGGGCGCCCUGGAGUUCGCCGUGCGGGACAUCGUCAACUACCUGACGGCCGCCUCCUACCUGCAGAUGGAGCACGUGGUGGAGAAGUGCCGCAACGCCCUCAGCCAGUUUAUCGAGCCCAAAAUAGGCCUCAAAGAGGAUGGGGUCGGCGACGCCAGCCUUGUGAGCGGUGUCAGUGCCACCAAGUCCCUCCUCCCUCCUGCCAGGACCCCGAAGCCAGCCCCCAAGCCCCCGCCCCCGCCCCCGCUGCCCCCGCCCCUCCUCCGGCCUGUGAAGCUGGAGUUCCCGCUGGAUGAGGACUUGGAGCUGAAGGCCGAGGACGAGGAGGAGGACGAGGACGAGGACGUGUCUGACAUCUGCAUCGUCAAGGUGGAGUCUGCCCUGGAGGUGGCGCACCGCCUCAAGCCUCCCGGGGGCCUGGGCGGAGGCCUGGGCCUGGCGGGCUCGGUGGGCAGCCACCUGGGGGAGCUGGCCCCGAGCAGCGUGCCCCCCAGCGCCCUGGCCCCGCCGCAGGGCGUGGUGAAGGCUUGCUACAGCCUGUCGGAGGAUGCGGAAGGGGAGGGCCUGCUGCUGAUCCCCGGCGGCCGGGCCAGCGUGGGGGCCGCCUCGGGCCUAGUGGAGGCUGCGGCGGCGGCCAUGGCCGCCCGGGGCGCCGGGGGCGGCCUGGGGGCGGGGGGCGGCCGGGGGCCCCUGCCCGGGGGCUUCGGCGGCGGCGGCGGCUCCCUGAAGAACAUCAAGUGCACCAAGUGCCCGGAGGCCUUCCAGGGCGUGGAGAAGCUGGUCUUCCACAUGCGAGCGCAGCACUUCAUCUUCAUGUGCCCGCGCUGCGGCAAGCAGUUCAACCACAGCAGCAACCUCAACCGCCACAUGAACGUGCACCGCGGCGUCAAGUCGCACUCGUGCGGCAUCUGCGGCAAGUGCUUCACGCAGAAGUCCACGCUGCACGACCACCUCAACCUGCACUCCGGGGCCCGGCCCUACCGCUGCUCCUACUGCGACGUGCGCUUCGCCCACAAGCCGGCCAUCCGCCGGCACCUCAAGGAGCAGCACGGCAAGACCACGGCCGAGAACGUGCUGGAGGCCAACGUGGCCGAGAUCAACGUCCUCAUCCGCUAGCGCAGCCCGGCUCUGGGCCGCGGGCGGGGGCCCUGGCCCGGGAGAACUGGGCGAGGACCCGCAGGGACGGCGGGGAGCCGGAGCAGACACACUCAACCUGAGGGGGGGCCACGACUGCGUGGACAGAGCCCGCCUCCAGAACGGGGGAGGGCGAGGGUGGUUCUUGAGAAGGCCGAGGAGUGCGGCCCCCAGAGCGGACUCCUCUUCGAGGUGCAUGGGUCUGUGGAGGGGGGACGGGCCCUCCGGAAUGAGAGGCAAAGGGGCUGGAAACGUGUUUUUCCUGGCCAAGCUGCCCAGGGAGAGGGCUGCCAUUUCUUGAGGCAGGGUGGGUGGGAACGGGAGGGUAUUUGGACAGGAUUCCAUACAUGCUCCUGCUUAGAAUAGAUUCUUGGGAGAGGGCCUGGUAGGGGGAAGGAUUAUUGAACCCCAGAAAAGGAAGGGGGACUUGCAUGCUGGGGGAUGGGACUGUGGGUACAAGGCUCACCAAAAUUCUAGGAAGAACAAGGUGGCAGGUAAGAGAAAUGGGGAUGAGCGUCCUGGGUAGUAUCGGGAAGUGGGCACCAUAGC